GCCGAGAGGACAGGAGCGUGCGACCUGACAAAGAAUCGUCCGCAAUGGAAGCAGUUAAGGACGUGACGGAGACAGUGACUGUGGACCUGGGUGCACUCCUGGACGCCGGGGACGACGCCACGGUGAUACUCGAGGCAGGUGACACUCGGCUGGUGGCGCACAGGGCCGUCCUGGCGGACAGGAGCCCAGUGUUGACAGCCAUGUUCGCCCACGACACCCUCGAGAGGAGCACCAGCGUGGUGAGGAUUGCCGAUGUGGGGGGCCCGGUGCUGAGGCAGCUGGUCUCCUACCUGUACACCCUGCGGGCCCCCCAGCUGCCCGGCACGGCCCCCCAGCUGCUGGCCGCAGCGGAUAAGUACGGGGCGUCGGGGCUGAAGGCGGAGUGCGAGCGGCAGGUGGCCGCUCAGCUGACUGUCGAGACCGCGGCGGCCGCAGCCGUCCUCGGAGUCCGCCACUCCUGCAGUGACCUCAGGCGAGCCGCCAUCGAAUUUAUUAAGGCCUGUCCGUUCGAGGUGAUGGCCACUCAGGGGUGGGCAGAUGCGAUGCUUCAUCAACCUAAGGACUUGAUCGAAGUGAGCCGAUUGCUGUAUGAUCCACCACCAAAAAGCAGCGCACCAGUCGUUACGGAGCUGAGUACCACAACCAGAACCACCACCACCUCCGCCGCUGCCGCCACCUCUGCCAGCGCACUUCGCCAGACACCUGCUGCUGCGCAGCCCACGACUACUCAACCUGAUAAGGCCACUGUCUCUCAAAUGCGCGCACCAGUCGUUACGGAGCUGAGUACCACAACCAGAACCACCACCACCUCCGCCGCUGCCGCCACCUCUGCCAGCGCACUUCGCCAGACACCUGCUGCUGCGCAGCCCACGACUACUCAACCUGAUAAGGCCACUGUCUCUCAAAUGCGCGCACCAGUCGUUACGGAGCUGAGUACCACAACCAGAACCACCACCACCUCCGCCGCUGCCGCCACCUCUGCCAGCGCACUUCGCCAGACACCUGCUGCUGCGCAGCCCACGACUACUCAACCUGAUAAGGCCACUGUCUCUCAAAUGCGCGCACCAGUCGUUACGGAGCUGAGUACCACAACCAGAACCACCACCACCUCCGCCGCUGCCGCCACCUCUGCCAGCGCACUUCGCCAGACACCUGCUGCUGCGCAGCCCACGACUACUCAACCUGAUAAGGCCACUGUCUCUCAAAUGCGCGCACCAGUCGUUACGGAGCUGAGUACCACAACCAGAACCACCACCACCUCCGCCGCUGCCGCCACCUCUGCCAGCGCACUUCGCCAGACACCUGCUGCUGCGCAGCCCACGACUACUCAACCUGAUAAGGCCACUGUCUCUCAAAUGCGCGCACCAGUCGUUACGGAGCUGAGUACCACAACCAGAACCACCACCACCUCCGCCGCUGCCGCCACCUCUGCCAGCGCACUUCGCCAGACACCUGCUGCUGCGCAGCCCACGACUACUCAACCUGAUAAGGCCACUGUCUCUCAAAUGCGCGCACCAGUCGUUACGGAGCUGAGUACCACAACCAGAACCACCACCACCUCCGCCGCUGCCGCCACCUCUGCCAGCGCACUUCGCCAGACACCUGCUGCUGCGCAGCCCACGACUACUCAACCUGAUAAGGCCACUGUCUCUCAAAUGCGCGCACCAGUCGUUACGGAGCUGAGUACCACAACCAGAACCACCACCACCUCCGCCGCUGCCGCCACCUCUGCCAGCGCACUUCGCCAGACACCUGCUGCUGCGCAGCCCACGACUACUCAACCUGAUAAGGCCACUGUCUCUCAAAUGCGCGCACCAGUCGUUACGGAGCUGAGUACCACAACCAGAACCACCACCACCUCCGCCGCUGCCGCCACCUCUGCCAGCGCACUUCGCCAGACACCUGCUGCUGCGCAGCCCACGACUACUCAACCUGAUAAGGCCACUGUCUCUCAAAUGCGCGCACCAGUCGUUACGGAGCUGAGUACCACAACCAGAACCACCACCACCUCCGCCGCUGCCGCCACCUCUGCCAGCGCACUUCGCCAGACACCUGCUGCUGCGCAGCCCACGACUACUCAACCUGAUAAGGCCACUGUCUCUCAAAUGCGCGCACCAGUCGUUACGGAGCUGAGUACCACAACCAGAACCACCACCACCUCCGCCGCUGCCGCCACCUCUGCCAGCGCACUUCGCCAGACACCUGCUGCUGCGCAGCCCACGACUACUCAACCUGAUAAGGCCACUGUCUCUCAAAUGCGCGCACCAGUCGUUACGGAGCUGAGUACCACAACCAGAACCACCACCACCUCCGCCGCUGCCGCCACCUAUGCCAGCGCACUUCGCCAGACACCUGCUGCUGCGCAGCCCACGACUACUCAACCUGAUAAGGCCACUGUCUCUCAAAUGCGCAGUGCUGGCCAUAGGGAGGCACCCCCACAUCCCCACGAGGAAACGCCAGCCAGCUCACACCCUGCCUCUCUCUGUAUGUGCAGCGCACCAGUCGUUACGGAGCUGAGUACCACAACCAGAACCACCACCACCUCCGCCGCUGCCGCCACCUCUGCCAGCGCACUUCGCCAGACACCUGCUGCUGCGCAGCCCACGACUACUCAACCUGAUAAGGUCACUGUCUCUCAAAUGCGCGCACCAGUCGUUACGGAGCUGAGUACCACAACCAGAACCACCACCACCUCCGCCGCUGCCGCCACCUCUGCCAGCGCACUUCGCCAGACACCUGCUGCUGCGCAGCCCACGACUACUCAACCUGAUAAGGCCACUGUCUCUCAAAUGCGCGCACCAGUCGUUACGGAGCUGAGUACCACAACCAGAACCACCACCACCUCCGCCGCUGCCGCCACCUCUGCCAGCGCACUUCGCCAGACACCUGCUGCUGCGCAGCCCACGACUACUCAACCUGAUAAGGCCACUGUCUCUCAAAUGCGCGCACCAGUCGUUACGGAGCUGAGUACCACAACCAGAACCACCACCACCUCCGCCGCUGCCGCCACCUCUGCCAGCGCACUUCGCCAGACACCUGCUGCUGCGCAGCCCACGACUACUCAACCUGAUAAGGCCACUGUCUCUCAAAUGCGCGCACCAGUCGUUACGGAGCUGAGUACCACAACCAGAACCACCACCACCUCCGCCGCUGCCGCCACCUCUGCCAGCGCACUUCGCCAGACACCUGCUGCUGCGCAGCCCACGACUACUCAACCUGAUAAGGCCACUGUCUCUCAAAUGCGCGCACCAGUCGUUACGGAGCUGAGUACCACAACCAGAACCACCACCACCUCCGCCGCUGCCGCCACCUCUGCCAGCGCACUUCGCCAGACACCUGCUGCUGCGCAGCCCACGACUACUCAACCUGAUAAGGCCACUGUCUCUCAAAUGCGCGCACCAGUCGUUACGGAGCUGAGUACCACAACCAGAACCACCACCACCUCCGCCGCUGCCGCCACCUCUGCCAGCGCACUUCGCCAGACACCUGCUGCUGCGCAGCCCACGACUACUCAACCUGAUAAGGCCACUGUCUCUCAAAUGCGCGCACCAGUCGUUACGGAGCUGAGUACCACAACCAGAACCACCACCACCUCCGCCGCUGCCGCCACCUCUGCCAGCGCACUUCGCCAGACACCUGCUGCUGCGCAGCCCACGACUACUCAACCUGAUAAGGCCACUGUCUCUCAAAUGCGCGCACCAGUCGUUACGGAGCUGAGUACCACAACCAGAACCACCACCACCUCCGCCGCUGCCGCCACCUCUGCCAGCGCACUUCGCCAGACACCUGCUGCUGCGCAGCCCACGACUACUCAACCUGAUAAGGCCACUGUCUCUCAAAUGCGCGCACCAGUCGUUACGGAGCUGAGUACCACAACCAGAACCACCACCACCUCCGCCACUGCCGCCACCUCUGCCAGCGCACUUCGCCAGACACCUGCUGCUGCGCAGCCCACGACUACUCAACCUGAUAAGGCCACUGUCUCUCAAAUGCGCGCACCAGUCGUUACGGAGCUGAGUACCACAACCAGAACCACCACCACCUCCGCCGCUGCCGCCACCUCUGCCAGCGCACUUCGCCAGACACCUGCUGCUGCGCAGCCCACGACUACUCAACCUGAUAAGGCCACUGUCUCUCAAAUGCGCGCACCAGUCGUUACGGAGCUGAGUACCACAACCAGAACCACCACCACCUCCGCCGCUGCCGCCACCUCUGCCAGCGCAGUUUGCCAGACACCUGCUGCUGCGCAGCCCACGACUACUCAACCUGAUAAGGCCACUGUCUCUCAAAUGCGGAGCCUCUCUGCUAAGGAGAGGGGCAGGAGGCUGCUCCAGGCGGCUGACCGGGGGGCAGUGGGGCAGCUGAGGGCGCUGAUCGCCGCAGGGGCCCACGCAGAUGUGGCGGCUGCGCUGCUCGAUGCGGGGGCCGACAGGGGGGCCACAACUCGUCGUGGGCGGACAGCGCUGGACAUGGCCAGGCAGUACAACGACAGGCGGCUGGUGGAGAUGCUGUCAUGA
Messenger RNA from Schistocerca piceifrons (Central American locust), 4517 nucleotides. Its product is annotated as mucin-2-like. Gene Ontology annotation, cellular component: cytoplasm; nucleus. The record is from RefSeq and is a predicted model, not a curated record. Gene Ontology annotation, biological process: proteasome-mediated ubiquitin-dependent protein catabolic process; regulation of proteolysis. Lineage: Eukaryota; Metazoa; Arthropoda; Insecta; Orthoptera; Acrididae. Gene Ontology annotation, molecular function: ubiquitin protein ligase binding. The transcript is spliced from 28 exons. Bases 45 to 4517 code for a protein of 1490 amino acids.